AUGGCGAUGCGCUCUAAGCUCUUGGGGGAUCCACGACACAUCAUUGUUCAGCUUCAAGACGCGAACUUGACUAAAGUCACUGAGCUUGCUGCAGUGGCUUUGAACGAAGUCGAGAUGCAUGGCCAGUCAGCCUCCAUGGCCGUUCCUGCAAGCUUUAAUAACCUCUGCAUCAGGCUCCUGAUCCGGCGUGAUGUCAGAGGCAUGUUGUAUUGGCAGUGGCAGCCAUAUGGCACGAUGCAGUUGGUGUAA
Molecule: messenger RNA, 249 nt
Organism: Puccinia graminis f. sp. tritici CRL 75-36-700-3
Lineage: Eukaryota; Fungi; Basidiomycota; Pucciniomycetes; Pucciniales; Pucciniaceae
Exons: 2
Coding region: 1-249 (82 amino acids)
Source: RefSeq, a predicted model, not a curated record